GCGCUGUGUAUUUAAAGAGUGCGAAAGUAACCCAUUGCAGCAGACGCAGGCCAAACGGAGCGACCAUGAAGUCCUUUUCCGUCAUCGCCAUCACUUUGGCGCUUGUCGUCCAGUGCAGCUGUGCCGAUGAAGCAGCCGAGCCCGCGGAAAACGUCAACCAGCUUCGCGAGCUCUACCCGGCCCCUUGGCUUCCUCGGCCAUGGCCCUACCCCCGGCCCUAUCCCCUUCCUCGGCCAUGGCCACAACCUUGGCCACAACCUGAGCCUCUGCCUUGGCCUCAGCCCAGGCCUUUGCCUGUUCCGAUGGAUUUCGCGCUGAAAGACCUGCCCGAAGUGGACAUUUCUGCCGAGGAAGAGCCAAAGGCGAGGCAGCGUCGAGCUAUCUUGCCUAGGCCUAAGCCUUGGCCCCGCCCCUGGCCCAAGCCCUUUCCUCGUCCCGGGCCUAAGCCCUGGCCUAGGCCUUUCCCCAGACCUUGGGCUUAAUGAGCACGAAUAGCAUAUCGCCAGUAAAUUAAAUUAAACGCUGAGAUAAGCGUUACAUUCGCUUCGUCUCCUGAA
Messenger RNA from Dermacentor silvarum, 557 nucleotides. RefSeq names its product protein TsetseEP-like. Bases 66 to 482 code for a protein of 138 amino acids. The transcript is spliced from 3 exons. The record is from RefSeq and is a predicted model, not a curated record. NCBI's taxonomy places the organism in Eukaryota, Metazoa, Arthropoda, Arachnida, Ixodida, Ixodidae.